UUAAUCAAACGACUCUUUACUCAAGUAAGGAAUUAGCCCAUUCUUUUUCUUCCGGUCAUCUUUCCUGUUUCUUUCGUUUUCUGUUCCAUCAAAGAAUAAUACCCGACAGAAACGGGAAGAUUAUAGAACAUUGAGAGGUUGUGGGUGUUUAUGGGACAUGGGUUUCGAGGCGUCUUCUCGCACAGGUUUCAAGGCAGAGUUUGGACAAUUAUAAACUUCAGUUAAAUUACCUCUUUCCAAAGUAGGAGGUACUGAAGGACAAUGCCUCGCAAAGGAAACUAUCAAGCUGAUUAUUAUGACAAAGAUUAUGAUUAUGAGGAUUAUGAGGAUUAUGAUUAUGAUCUUGAUGUAGAAGAAAAUGGAGAAGCUGUUGAGACAAACCAGGAAACUGUUCGGCAUGGGAUUUGGCGUUGCUCAAUUUGCACAUUUGAUAAUGAUGAGAGUAUGUCUGCAUGUGAUAUUUGUGGGGUUCUUCGCUAUCCUUUGGUUAACAUUCGCAACAAUAAUGAUACAAAAACAGCUGAUGGCAUAUGCAAAGAUUCUGGAGCAUCUAUAAUGGCCAAGUCUCUUUUUGCACAAUUGCAGCAUCGGACACUGAAAAAGGCUGUGAUCUUUCAACAACAGAAUGAUGAUGUUGUGAUAGAAGAGAGCUCUAACUUCCAAAAGCAUGGGAAUAUCCAAGGACAAUUUCACGAGGUCCAUAAGGCUUUUAGCUUUCAUGGACUUCACCAUAUCAAUAUAGCCCCUUUCAAGUUUGAUGUUCCUUCUCCAGAUGAAUUAGUUUCUAACGGAAUGCAUGCCUCCAAAAUGGCUUCAAAAGCCAAUCUCACCACUUCAGUAUCUUCUGAAGUUCCGUCAAGAGUCAUUGAUAAGCAUGGUUUAGUUAAUAAACAAUCUAGUGCUAAAAGAUCAGAUAGGUCCUCUGAUUUGAUGCCAAAAGGCAGACAUGAAAAUGUGGGUGACAGAGACUUUUCAGAGAGUGGUGCAGCAAAUACAGAGUCAAGUGCUAAAGGUUCAGAUAGCUCAUCCAUGUUGAUGCCAAAAGGAAGAAAUAAUAACAAGGAUGAAAGCAAUAUUUCUUCAAUUGACAAAAACAAACGUCAAAGUAUUUCUGGCAAUUUGUUGUCCAGUAUGACUUUGAAUGUUAAAUCUGAAUACUCAAAGAGCAGUAGUGCUGGAAAAUCAGUUUCAGAUGUGCACUAUAAGCCCGAGAAAUGGAUGAUCCCUGAUCAAGAAAAUGAUGUUCUGACUCAAUUGAAUCUUGCAAUCGUUGGUCAUGUUGAUUCUGGGAAAUCAACUCUCUCAGGAAGACUGCUACACCUAUUGGGACGAAUAUCCCAAAAAGAAAUGCACAAAUAUGAGAAAGAGGCUAAACUACAGGGCAAGGGUUCGUUUGCUUAUGCUUGGGCAUUGGAUGAGAGCACAGAAGAAAGGGAAAGGGGCAUAACUAUGACUGUAGCUGUUGCUUAUUUUGACUCCAAAAAGUAUCAUGUUGUUGUGCUUGACUCCCCAGGUCAUAAAGAUUUUGUUCCAAACAUGAUUUCUGGCGCAACACAAGCAGAUUCUGCAAUUCUCGUUAUAGAUGCCUCAAUUGGUGCAUUCGAAGCAGGUGUGGAUAGUACUGGAGGGCAAACAAGGGAACAUGCACAACUUAUUAGAAGUUUUGGUGUUGAUCAAAUUAUAGUUGCGGUUAACAAAAUGGAUGCUGUGGAAUACUCCAAGGAACGGUUUGAUUUCAUCAAAAUGCAGCUUGGAACUUUUCUCCGUUCUUGUGGUUUCAAGGAUUCUUCUGUGUCCUGGAUUCCAUUGAGUGCCAUGGAAAAUCAAAAUCUGGUGGAAGCAGCUUCUGAUGCUCGUUUGUCAUCCUGGUAUCGAGGACCUUACCUGUUGGAUGCUAUAGAUUCCCUCCAACCUCCCACAAGAGAUUUUUCAAAGCCUCUACUUAUGCCAAUAUGUGAUGUCAUUAAAACAUCAUCAUCAGGACAGGUGUCUGCAUGUGGUAAAUUGGAGGCUGGAGCUCUUCGAAGUGGGUUCAAGGUUCUAGUCAUGCCAUCUGGAGAUGUGGCAACAGUGCGUUCCCUAGAACGUGACUCUCAGACUUGUGCCAUUGCAAGAGCAGGAGACAAUGUGGCUGUUUGUCUACAAGGUAUUGAUGGAAGUAAUGUGAUGGCUGGUGGUGUGCUUUGUCACCCAGACUUUCCAGUUGCGGUUGCAACUCGUUUGGAGCUGAAGGUUCUUGUCUUGGAUAUUAAAACCCCAAUUUUAAUGGGCUCUCAGUUGGAAUUUCACACACACCAUUCAAAGGAGGCUGCAACAAUUGUAAAGAUACUGUCGUUGCUCGAUCCAAAGACUGGAAAAGUAACGAAGACAGCUCCCCGUUGUGUAACAGCAAAGCAGAGUGCAGUACUGGAGGUGGCUUUGAGUGGAGCAGUAUGCGUGGAAGAGUUCUCAAAUUGCAGAGCUCUUGGGAGAGCGUUUUUAAGAGCAAUGGGAAGAACUCUUGCUGUAGGCAUUGUAACCCGAGUAAUAAAGGAGCAUGAAUAGAGGCCCACUUAAACAUAAAGAGAGUGUAGCUAAAUACACUACGGGUUUCACUAGAGACCAGUCUCUCAAGCCUCUGCAGUGCCUUCUAAAUUAAUUACUUCCAGAGUGUAGCAUUAUUUAUUUAUUUUAUUUUAUUUUAUUGAUGGUAUCUCUCUCUCCUUUUUCUUUCCAAGGGGGCCUUUAGAGCCAAAUGUGGCAAAACCACCCCCUCCUCUUCCGACUUCAAUGUGCAUUAUUCCUUUCUUUUCCUUCUCUCAGCCCAUUUGAUUCUGUGGAUAGUAAGAAAACAGCCAUUUGCUACUUGAUUCACGUGGUAUGUAUAUAUACUGGUCAUGAGUAUCUCAAAAUUAUUCUAGUGUUAUGAUUUUCAUUUUA
Vitis riparia (riverbank grape) is the source of this 2919-nucleotide messenger RNA. RefSeq names its product HBS1-like protein. Gene Ontology annotation, molecular function: GTPase activity; GTP binding. NCBI's taxonomy places the organism in Eukaryota, Viridiplantae, Streptophyta, Magnoliopsida, Vitales, Vitaceae. The record is from RefSeq and is a predicted model, not a curated record. Gene Ontology annotation, biological process: translation. The coding region runs from base 262 to 2544 and encodes 760 amino acids. The transcript has 13 exons.